Molecule: messenger RNA, 6100 nt
Organism: Xyrauchen texanus (razorback sucker)
Lineage: Eukaryota; Metazoa; Chordata; Actinopteri; Cypriniformes; Catostomidae
Gene: siral1
Product: family with sequence similarity 118 member B
Exons: 8
Coding region: 379-1530 (383 amino acids)
Source: RefSeq, a predicted model, not a curated record
ACGCCGCAUACUUGAUCGUGAAAUGUGACAGGAAUUUAACAUGUCAGAAAUCUGCCUUUUCAUGCAGUGACCCGCACAGGCGCGCUAUGAUGCAUGGACGCGGCGUGUGAAGCUGUGUACACAAAGAUCCGCAGAGGCAAGUCAGUCUUUGGCCAGGUACUACACUCAAGACUGAUCUAUUAAAGGCCUUCAGCGGAUUUGACUCGAAGCCUUACUGUGGGAUUGAUAACUCGCAUAGAAAUUUACAUACUUCAAAUUAGUAAGAUAAAAAGACAAUCUGUCCAUUUAAGAGCGUUCUUCAUCAUUAGUGACGCUUUUGUUAGCAGAGUAAAUUUAAGACUAUAUUGGGAUCCUUUUCCAUUUGUAUCUGGGAGUCGAAUGGCCUCUGUUGUUACAGUAAAGACAGAGAAGCGGCCUGCCCCAGAUUCUGAGGAUGGCGACAUAGUGGCUAUGAAGGCCAGGAAGUUGUUGCCCAGUCUGAAGACCAAGCGUGCCCCUGAGCUGGUGCUGGUGAUUGGCACGGGGGUGAGCUCAGCCGUAGCUCCUCAGGUGCCUGCUUUACGCUCCUGGAAAGGUCUGAUCCAAGCGCUGCUGGAUGCUGCCAAUGACUUUGAUUUGCUUGAGGAGGAAGAGAGCCGCCGCUUCCAGAAAAGUCUGCAGGAAGACAAGAACCUGGUGCAUGUCGCUCAUGACCUCAUCCAGAAACUUUCACCGCGAACGGGAAAUGUGCGCUCCACCUUUUUCAAAGACUGCCUCUACGAGGUGUUUGAUGACCUGGAGUGUAAGAUGGAGAACUCAGGGAAGCAUCUCCUCCGCUCAGUGCUGCAGUUAAUGGAAAGUGGAGCUCUGGUCCUCACCACCAACUUUGACAACCUGCUAGAGAUCUAUGCUGCCCACCAAGGGACCAAGCUGGAGUCUCUGGAUCUCACAGAUGAGAAGAAGGUUCUAGAGUGGGCUCAGGAGAAGAGAAGGCUAAGUGUACUUCAUAUACAUGGUGUUUACACCAACCCCAGUGGUAUCGUACUGCAUCCUGCCGGUUACCAGAACGUUUUGAGGAACACAGAUGUCAUGAGAGAGAUCCAGAAACUCUAUGAAACCAAGUCGUUCGUGUUUCUGGGUUGUGGGAGGACGGUGGACGACACCACUUUCCAGGCGCUGUUUCUUGAGGCGGUCAAACACAAGUCCGACCUUGAACAUUUCAUGCUGGUGCGGCGAGAGGAUGUGGGCGAGUUUAAAAAGCUUCGUGAUAACAUGCUGGAUAAGGGCAUUAAGGUAAUCUCUUAUGGCAACGAAUACGCUGACCUGCCGGAGUACUUUGAGCGGCUGGCCAAUGAGAUUUGCAACCGGGACACGGAUCGGGACAUGGUGACCAAUGGCUGGGAUGAUUCAGGGAGGAGAGAGGAUGUUGAGGAUAGUACUAGAGUGGAAGAUUUAGGAACUGUAGAAACAGGCCCAGCCAGAGCAAAACUCAAAGAAUACCCUCUCACCAGCUUUGGACGACAGAUGGCUGUCAUCGGCCUCUUUACCUGAAGGAUGAAGGAGCGGAUGAGAGCGUUGACAUGCCCGGUGAAGGAUUCAGAGACACCGGCCACCUGAAAACACCACAACAGGAUCCCCCUGACUGAAGAUGGCGAAGAAGACCAGCAUCUUUGCCAAACACGAAAAAACUGGAGGAGCUGUCCAAUAAAAUGGAAGAGAAUUGUAAUGCCAUUUCUGAGGUUAAGGAAGAGAUGAAAGCUCACAAGCAGAAGGAGGCUAUAUUGGAGCUGGAAUUUUCUGAUCUUAAAAAAGAAAAUAAAGACUUGAGGUCAAGGGUAGGAGAAUUGGAUCGCUACAAAAGGCGUUGGAAUUUACGCAUCAAAGGCUCGUCAGAGAAACAGAACGAGAACACCCGACAGGAAGUGAUAACCCUUCUGGCCAAGAUUGCUCCUGGUGUGCCCUGGGAAAUGGAAGAGGCGGUUGAUUCGGUUCAUCGUAUUGGUAGAAGAGAAGGGAAUCGUACGCGCCAGAUCAUCAUACAGUUUUCAAAGCGAAUCUACAGAGAUCAAAUAUGGACAUUGUCAAAGGGAUCAACCGUGUGCAAGGAGGCAGGCAUUCAUUUCGCUGAGGACUUAAAUAAAGAAGACCGAGAGGCUAGGGGAGUACUUUGGCCACGCAUUAAACAAGCGCGUGCUGAAGGGAAAGUGGCAUACUUUCGUGGUCCCUUCGCUUUCAUUGAAGGGAAGCAAAUUUUUUCCUGAUGAUGAAGUCUUGGAAAAUGGGAAAUGUGCAGUUUUUUCAGAGGCUUUUUUGUAAGUGUUGCACUUUAUUUGACUAAUUUCAUUGUCGAUAGCUUAUUGACAUUCUUGAUUCGUAACGUUACACUGUGAGUUCCAGUGGGCGUAUGUUUGUGUUGAAAUCUCGUUUAUCUUUUUGUUCGUUAAAUGCAAGGGGACUUAAGGACAAUGUAAAACGCAAAGGUAUAUUUUUAUUUUGCAAAGGGCAAAAGUCACAUUUUGUUUUUCUACAAGAGACUCACUCUACUGAAGAAGAUGCUGCUUUUUGGAAGAUGCAGUGGGGAGAGACAAUUUUAUUUAGUCAUGGCUCCAAUCGAUCAGCAGGUGUCGCCAUUUGUCUUAACAAUUGCCCUGGGAGGAUUGUGACUUUUCAGUCUGAUGCUCACGGUCACUGGCUUGCUGCUGUGGUUAAUAGUGAAGAUACUUUUCUUAUUUUAGUUAAUGUUUAUGGUUAUAAUAAUACUGGGCAAAAUAAGAGUUUAUUUUCUAAGAUUACAGAUGUUGUCACACAGCUUAAAUUAAAAUUUCAAACAAAUUUUGUACUAAUUGGAGGUGAUUUUAAUCUAGCACCAGAUGAAUGGCUGGACAGAUCUCCUUCUAGUUAUACAAGUCACCAUUUUAAUAACAUUAUUCAGGAGUUUUGCCAGUAAAAUUUCCUUAUUGACAUCUGGAGGUUGAAGCAUUUGAAGGAUUCUCAGUUUUCCUGGGUCAAACCAAAUGGAUCCUCAAAGUCACGGAUUGAUUUUUGGCUUAUUACUGAGGAACAUUCUGAGUUUGUCACUAACGUUUCCAUUUCUGCCGCACCAUUGACAGAUCAUUGCCUCAUUUCAUUGAUUUUGUCACCAACAACAAAACAUACCUUUAGAAAAGACUACUGGAAGUUUAAUGCGGAACUUUUAAAGGAUAAAGAUUAUUGUAGUCAAAUAAGAAAUUUGAUUAUUGAGAUUCAAGAUGACCUCACUUUAACUUCUAAUGGAAAUAAAUGGGAGUAUUUUAAGUUCAAAACAAGGGAAGUUUCAGAUUUGGCAAACAAAAGAACAAAGAACAGAAGCAAAAAGAGUUAAGUUUAAUUCAAGAAAUUAACACCUGCUGUAGUACACAGGUAAUGACUCAAGAUGAUCUUGAUAAAUUACUCUCUCUUCAAGCUAAAUUAGAUAAUUUGUAUGUAAUGAAAGCACAAGGAGCUUUUGUACGGUCUCGUGCAAAAUGGUUGGAGGAAGGAGAGAAAAAUACAGCAUAUUUUUGUCAGUUAGAAAAGAGGAGACAGAAAAGCAAUGCUGUGAAUAGUUUGAUUGUUAAUGAGAAGGUAAUCACAGACCCCAAAUUAAUAUCCGAGGAAGUUUACUCAUUUUAUAGUGAUAUUUAUUCUUCAUAUUCUGUCAAAAAUGGUCAAGAUUUUCUAGAAAAGAUAAAAGAUUUUAUUCCACAGAUUGAUGUUGAAUUUAAAGAAAGUUGUGAUGUAGACCUGAGAUUGGACGAAAUCAUUUCCGCUAUAAAAAAAAAUGCCUUUAGGUAAGUCUCCUGGUCAGGAUGGCCUGACUACAAAUUUUUUACAAAUUUUUCUGGGAAGAUUUAAAAGAUUUGUUGUUUAAAGCUUUAAAGGAAUGUUUUGAUGCUAACUCUUUACUUCCAACUAUGAAGCAGGGGUUGAUCAUUCUCAUCCCAAAGUCAGGCAAAGACAAAAGAGUUAUUGAUAAUCUGAGACCGAUUACCCUACUCAAUGUUGAUUAUAAAAUUCUUACAGCUGCUAUUGCAAACAGGCUAAAAUUUAGGUUGAGUCAAGUUAUAAGUGAAACACAAUCUGGUUUUAUUAAAGGAAGGUUAAUACACAACAAUAUUAGACUUGUUAUGGAUUUAAUUGAUUAUGCACAUUUGAUUAAGGAUGAUGGGUUUAUUUUGUUUCUUGAUUUCUAUAAGGCAUUCGAUACUGUAGAACAUACGUUUAUUCUACAUGCACUUACAUCUUUUGGAUUUGGUUCUAAAUUUGUUAAAUUGAUAGAGAUGUUGUAUAAUGAUAUUAAUAGUUCAGUAUCACUUCCAGGUGGGACUUCUAAGCGUUUUAACAUAAACAGAGGUAUUAGACAAGGAGAUCCGACAAGUCCGUAUUUGUUUAUUUUAAUAGCUGAACUUUUGGCAAUUUAUGUGAAAAAUAGUAAAGAGGUUAAGCCGUUGAAUGUUUUGGGGAGUCAGCUAUUAAUAAGUCAACUAGCAGACGAUACUACUCUGUUUCUUAGGGAUGCAGAGCAGAUCCCAGCUGCCAUUCAUUUGGUGUCACAUUUUUCCAAAGCUUCUGGUUUGACAUUAAAUUUAAAAAGUGUGAGUUGAUGGCAGUGCAUAAUCGGACUGAAUCUCAAUUAUUUAAUAUUCCAUUAAAAAAUGAGGUAAAAUAUAUAGGUAUUGUUAUUACUAAAGACCCUAAAACUAGAGAAAAAAUUUAUUUGGCUGACAAUAUAACAAAAAGUCAAAAUAUGUUAAAUGUGUGGUUACAAAGGGAUAUUUCCAUUUUUGGCAGAAUUUUAUUACAGAAAACUGAGAUACUUUCUAGGCUGAUUUAUCCUGCAUAUUCUCUAGCUAUCUCUGACAGGUGGAUAAAGGAUAUUAAUCAAAUUCAGUAUAAAUUUCUUUGGAAAAACAAACACCAUUUCAUAAGAAAAUCAGAUGUAGUGAAGCCAGUCAGUGAGGGAGGUUUGAAUAUUAUUGAUUUCGAUGUUAUGAAUGGCACUCUUAAAUUGAGAUGGCUUCAAGCUUUCCUUAGGAAUAAACAUUCUGUUUGGUCUAGUUUUUCUUCAAAAAUCUUUGAUUUUUUUGGGGGCAUUGAUUUUCUUUUGAGGUGUGAUUUUGAGCCAUCAAAACUAAAGUGUAAAUUGUCAUCUUUUCAUAGUCAGGUAUUAUUGUAUUGGAAACUGAUAUACAAACACAAUUUUUCCCCACAUUAUUGUUCUUUGUGGAAUAAUAAGUGUAUCCUUAUUAAUAGGAAAUCUGUGUUCUUUCAAGACUGGAUGGAUAAAGGUGUCUGGUCCAUUGUACACAUUAUGGAUGAGGAAGGAAAUUUCCUUAGUUAUGACAAUUUUUGUGAAAGAUAUAAUUUUAUUUGCACUCAGAAAUUAUAUGUGACUUUGUUAAAAGCUGUUCCUGGUGGUUUGGUUCAGAUAGUUAAAGGUGCAUUGUGUUAUUCACCUGCGAUUCCGAGAUUGAAAAGUUUAACAAUUUCUGGUCUUAAUUUUAAAGAGGAGGGAUGUAAGAUUAAAGUUUUAAGAACAUUGGUAAAUAUAGAGACUUUCCCUUGUAAAGUUAAAAAGAGACCUCUUAUAUUUGAUUUCCCGAAAGACAAAGUGGGUCAAAUUAGAACAAGAUUUCUCACUUUUCCACUUUUUCCAAAGGUAAAAGAGGUUCAGUUUAAAAUUAUUAAUGAUAUUUAUCCUUGUAAUGAUUUCCUCAGACACAGAUUUAAUAUGGAUUGUAAUGAGUGCACCUUUUGUGAAGCAGAUAUAGAGUCGUUGGAACAUUUAUUUUAUUUAUGCAAAUUCUCAAAGAAAUUUUGGGAUGACCUUUAUGGUUGGUUAAGAUUGAAAUAUGAAAUACCUGACUUUAACUUUAAAACUAUAAAAUAUUUGUUUUUUUCUUUGAAUUACGAUCAUGAGUUUUUGGUGAACAAUAUUGUGCUGUUUGCCAAUUACUUCAUACACAAAUGCAGAUUCUUUAAGAACCCUCCCAUUUUCUUACUUUUCCAUAAAGAUUUAAUGAUCUUCUUUAAAUCUUUAAGACUUGUGCAUAACAAAAAAGCCCUUAAAUUGUAUAAUCUUUUGAAGGUAUUUUUUGAUGAU